Salarias fasciatus (jewelled blenny) is the source of this 2088-nucleotide messenger RNA. RefSeq names its product tRNA methyltransferase 61B (gene trmt61b). The coding region runs from base 148 to 1491 and encodes 447 amino acids. Gene Ontology annotation, biological process: tRNA methylation. Gene Ontology annotation, molecular function: tRNA (adenine(58)-N1)-methyltransferase activity. NCBI's taxonomy places the organism in Eukaryota, Metazoa, Chordata, Actinopteri, Blenniiformes, Blenniidae. Gene Ontology annotation, cellular component: tRNA (m1A) methyltransferase complex; mitochondrion. The record is from RefSeq and is a predicted model, not a curated record. The transcript has 7 exons.
AUGGUGACCCCGCUCACAUGUCUGUAAACAACCCGGGUGAAGACAAGUCAGACAAGGUGAUACCGUCCGUUAAGUCCUCCCGUUUAAUGCAAAAAAAAUUUUCUAAGUCACCGGAGGAGAUCUUAGGACUUGUUAUGAGCUGCGGUCAUGGCCGUGCACGUGUCGUUCAGGCUCGUGCUUCGGCACAGACUGGUGACAGUUUGCCGACACAGAGACUUGCUGCACAAACUCAGAUUAUUUUCCACCGUUCGCGUGAACCUUAAUGAGAACGACGAGACUACACCGGACACCGGGUCGGGAUUUCGACGGGCUCUGUUGUCCAGGAGCAGGCGGCACCUGUCCCCCCUGGAGCGGGUCAGCAGCAUGCUGCCGCCGGACGCCCUGAGCCCGGAGGUGCUGCAGCUGAGGGAGCAGACCCGAUCGGAGGGUGGCGAUCCAGGGGAGACAGGGGAUCCGGAGGAUGACGUCCGGCCUGAUGCACCGGAGGAAACCCGGGUACCGCUCACCCUUCCCGGGGAAAGCCUGCUCGCCUUCGGAGAGCUGCUCGUCGCCGAGUAUCGCAAGAAGCGCGUGGAGUUCAGGAAGAUGUUCGAGCUGCAGCCCGGAGCUCGUCUGCACAGCAACUGGGGGGUCAUCCCGCACGAUCACGUGGCGGGUCAGCCCGCGGGUCGCUUUUUCGAGACCAACAGAGGGGUCUCCAUCUUCAUACGUCGGGCCAGUCUGGAGGACUACGUGCUCUAUAUGAAAAGAGGACCUGCCAUUGCCUACCCUAAAGAUUCUGCCGCGAUGCUGAUGAUGAUGGAUGUCAUGGAGGGAGACUGUGUGCUGGAGUCCGGCUCUGGAUCAGGGGCCAUGUCUCUGUUCCUGUCCAGAGCAGUUGGUUCUAAGGGCAGCGUGCUGAGCGUGGAGGUGAGAGAAGACCACCACAAGAGAUCCAUGUUGAACUACCAGCGCUGGAGGAAGUCGUGGAGUCGAAGACGAGGACAGGAGUGGCCCGACAACGUCCAGUUUCACAACGCUGACCUCCGCACGGCCUCAUCGCUCCUUGCUGGUCGGGGCUUUCAUGGGGUUGCUCUCGACAUGAUCAAUCCUCAUGUGGCUUUACCUACAGUCACCGCUCACCUGCACCCCGGAGCUGUGUGCGCCGUCUACCUCGCCAAUAUAACACAGGUAGUGGACCUGUUGGAAGGUCUUCGGUGGUCGACGCUCCCGCUGCUGUGUGAGCGUAUCAUCGAGGUUCCGAUCCGAGACUGGCUGGUGUCCCCCGCCCGGGAGAAGGACGGCCGGUACCGCGCCCGAGAGCCUCCGAUCCAGACGGAAAACUCCAAGCAUGAAGGGGAGGCAUCCGACGAGGCUGACAGAGAAGAAUUAACCACAGAGGACGAAUCUGACCCUCCGGCAUUUGGGACGAUUCCUUACGUCGCCAGACCUCAUCCUGAACAGAUGAUCCACACAGCAUUCCUGGUGAAGCUGAGGAAGUGUGAGCGGUAGCUCUACGAACGCCAAGGAUUAUUACAUGAAAGUCAACUCAAAUAAAUUAUUUAAGGUGUUUCUUAAUGAGAAAUCAGCAGUUUGUCCAGACAUCGACGCACAGGAGUUAUGAGAUGUGAAGUUAGGAGGAGAAUGUGUGCAGCACAAAGGUAACGAAACUGGGAAUCGGGAAGAAAUCUUCAACUUCAAGCUUGUAUUUCAAUCUCAUGAGGCAGCAUUGGGUUGUCAGACAGGCACUGGCUACCAAAACAAAAGACACAGUCAAGCACCAGUAUUCAACUAUUCUGAACAUGCGGAGAAAAACACAUUUCAUCACAAUUUAACAACGCAGAAACAAUUUAAAUAGACAGCAAACAACCAUACAGCGGUGUUUCAAAGUGGACAGGAGGGGGUUGACAGCAACCAAAGAGAUUGGGAUGUUUCCUUCAGUGUAACAGUGCUGCUGAAUCCCAGAGGUGAAGCAGAAAGAAGAGGAAGAGCCGUGAAGCAGCGUCGCUCUACUCCUCGCUGAUCCAGUCCAUGAAGAGGUCGUACGUGGGCCCGCAAAUAUUCCCUUCAGAUAAGAAGAGGACAGAAACAUGUUUCAUCAGUGUGACC